Staurois parvus is the source of this 338-nucleotide messenger RNA. The record is from the annotation of a GenBank genome assembly. Lineage: Eukaryota; Metazoa; Chordata; Amphibia; Anura; Ranidae.
UCCAAUCACAGCUGAUCAUAUGUAAACAGGGAAAUGGGACAUGUACACUGAUCAUCAGAGCACUGAUGAUCAGUGUGCCCUGAUGAUCUGUGUAGCCCCAGCAGCGCCACCUGUCAGUGUCCAUCAGUGCCAGCUCUCAGUGCUCAUCCAUGCUACCUGCCAGUGCCCAUCAGUGCCACAUCAAUGCCACAUAUCAGUGCCCAUCUGAGCUGCCUUUCAGUGUCACCCAUCAGUGCCAGUCAGUGCCACCUAUCAAUACCAGCCAGUGCCACCUAUCAGUGCCAGUCAGUGCCGCCUAUCAGUGCCGCUAUCAGUGCCAGUCAGUGCCGCCUAUCAGU